ACGUCACCGGUUAAAAAGAACUUCCGCAACAAAAUGGCGGGUGCCAGGUCGAAUUUUAUGCAGUUUUUCUCGCGGGAUAAGGUGAAUACAUUCAGACCAAAGAAGAAAUUUGAAUCAGGAACACUAAAGUUCAACCUUCAUAAACAAGCAAAUGCUUCACUGAAUUCAGGGAUAGAUUUGAAAGAAGUAGUGAAACUUCCUCCUGGUGAAGAUCAAAAUGAUUGGGUAGCAGUCCAUGUUGUGGACUUUUUCAACAGAAUAAAUUUGUUAUAUGGGACGAUAUGUGAAUAUUGUACAGAACAGACCUGUCCUACCAUGUCAGGGGGACCCAAAUAUGAAUAUCACUGGUGUGAUGGAGUACAUUACAAGAAGCCAACAGCCUUACCUGCCCCCACAUAUAUCACCUUACUGAUGGAGUGGGUGGAGGCACAGAUCAAUGAUGACACAAUCUUCCCCCUCACAUGUGGAGUUCCUUUUCCGAAGAAUUUCCUUACAACUGUAAAAAAGAUGUUGACACGUUUAUUUAGAGUAUUUGUUCAUGUAUACAUCCACCAUUUUGAUAAACUAGUAGCCAUAGGAGCGGAGGCACAUGUGAACACCUGCUACAAGCAUUUUUAUUACUUUGUUGCUGAAUACAACUUGGUGGACAAAAAGGAACUUGAACCUUUGAAAGAGAUGACACAGAAGAUCUGUCAUUGAGGGUCAGAGGUCAACACUCGUCAUUUCUUGUUAUAUUAACACCUUGCCUUCUUGUUGAUCUGACUGUUAUAUACACUUCUAUUUUUAAAUCAUUGGACAAUAGUUCGCACCUUAAUGAACUAGUGGUAUAGACACAUAUAUACAUGUAUGGACAGCACAAAUGAAAGAAUCGUAAAUAAUUGAACACUGUGAUUUUUAAACCCCCAAAUUUUCUGUUUUUGUAAAUCAGAGAUGGGGGAAUAUAGCUUCAAAGUCAGUUGAAAGUUGGAAAACUUUUUUUUUUUUAGUUUUUGUGUCAAUUUUUUUGUUAUUCUUUUAGCCCAUUACGGAACAGACUAAAAAUUAACAUAGCACUUAGCAAAGUUUGUUUAAGCACCACUCUGAAGAGUAUUAAACAUAUGCUUAUAUGGUUUCAGCCAAAAAUUACUACAAAAAAUUUCCUAUAAAACUUCUUAACAUUUAUAUUUACUCUAAACGAGAUAAGAUAAACUGAAGAAUUUUUUUUAAGCAAACAAAAAGUUUUUUUCACUUUUGAAGAUUGUUUGUUUAAAUACAGUUAUAAUAGUGAUUAUUUAUUUGUCAUUCACCUUGCCUCAUUCAGUGAGAUUUAGAAUUAGUUAAUAAAUUCCACCAAAACGUUAUUGUAGGGGAUUUUUAUUUUUUUAAUUUGUUUACAAUCAAUGUUUCAGUUUUUUACCACUGUAUCAGUAUUUUCUGCUAUGUCGCAAACCCCCAUCAUGCAAAUUGAUUGAAGUGCAUCUCAGGAUAAAAAAGUAGCCCGUUUAAAUACUUUACAAUGAAAUAUAUUCAAUAUACAAGUUUCCCACCUUAAAACAUUCAGGUUAAGCUUAGUAGGUAGAAUAUUGAAGAAAAUAGGUUAACGGGAACACAUGUUUUUGAGUGAUAGGGCAAUAUGUAUUUGGAAAUAAAUCAGAAUUAAUUUAGGAAAUGAAAUAUUACCAUAAUGCUACCUUUAUACUCAAAUCAAAAUGUUCAGUGGGGGAAAGAUGUCCUAAUAGUUAAGGUUUCCUCUUAUGAUCACAGUACGGGUUAGGUCAGAAAAGUGGACUUUUGAAAGACUUCAGUAAGCUUUAAGUAUUUUUGGCGUGCAGGAGUUAAGCUAAGAUAAACAUUUUUAAAAGGAAAAUUAUCCCCCCUGGAUUUGAAGUUGUUUUUUUAAUGAUUAUAAUUAUGUUUGCUGAUAUUCGUACUUUUAUUUUACAAUCAACUUGUGCUUAUAUAUCCCUACAAAAUAAUAAAAAAUAUAUAAAAAAUUACUUCUGAAGCUGAUAUUGACAAUGAUUAUAACUCUCUGUUUAACUAUGAUAUAUUAUUGUGUUUUGUUUGGGUUAAAGCCCAUUUUAGUUAAAGAAAAUGUAUAUGUUUUAAAAUCAAAUGUGAUUGGAUUGGU
Molecule: messenger RNA, 2110 nt
Organism: Ruditapes philippinarum (Manila clam)
Lineage: Eukaryota; Metazoa; Mollusca; Bivalvia; Venerida; Veneridae
Product: MOB kinase activator 3B-like
Exons: 7
Coding region: 34-699 (221 amino acids)
Biological process (GO): signal transduction; positive regulation of protein phosphorylation
Cellular component (GO): cytoplasm; nucleus
Molecular function (GO): protein kinase activator activity
Source: RefSeq, a predicted model, not a curated record